CACUAUUCUUCUCUAUGACAAGAGAUCUUUUUUCUCGCUGCGUGUACGAAGUGAUGAAUACCACCAAAAAUUGGUAAAUCAUUCUGGGACCACCGGCGUCUGGAUGUUUUCUAAGGAUUACCGGCGUGGUCGUUACCAUGCCGGGAGUCUCUGUUAUUGUUAACCUUAACCCGAUCUUCUUGCGCUUGUAGGUCUUGUUUGUCUUCUCCUUGGUCUUUAUUGGGAGCGCAUCAACACCAAUUUUUACUUGUUCUGGAAGUUGUCAUCAUUCAUUUCCGUCGCUUCUUCACUCACUUUAACUCUCCCCCUCCUCUUUUUCACACUCUCUACCCUCCAGCCACGUCCUCACUUUGAAAGUGAGGACGCUCCAUCACAGCCAUGUCCUCCAAUCGCAUCUGCCAUCAUUCCAAGAAGCAUUUUGAGAGUAGAGUAGAUGAGCUCGUGCGCAAGUACACCCAGGUCUCUGAACCUAGCCCGGCCCUCAAGCACAUUCUCAGAGACAGAGACGAGUCGGCUCUCAUCAUCCAGGCCAUCCGUCGCCAGGUCGCGCUGAUCAGAUGUCGCUCUCAAGCCCCCGAGAAUGACCAGAUCACCAUCUAUGACAGAGCGUUACUGGUCCUCACCCGGUACGGAGAAGAUCCUCGAGAACUCGGAGCUCUUGAACUCUACAUGACCGAAUUUCUCGGGGUCGUUCCGAUUUUCCCUGAAUCGCAGAGCAAAGAUAUCCUCUCCCAGCAUGUUGAGUUGCAGUCUAUUGUGAAUAGAGAAACCCGUCUCCCUCGCAACCAACAGCCCCAGCAGGAAUUGAGCGACCGUGGCGUGCGUGCCACCGAAAACAUCGAUCCCAACGAGCAUCGUAUCGACCACUACAUCCCACGGCGAAGCUACGCCUCCCACGCGUCCGACAGUCAGGGGGUUCGUGACCAGGCUGAGAAAAUAGUGGAGGCGUUUUACAAAGCCAGGCGUGACUACUUUGAAGAACUACAAACUGAUGGCUUCGCUUCCAUGACCGCCAUUCGGUUCCUUCGGGAUACAGCUGAGAAUGCCCUUCUGUACCUCCGCCAGAACGCGAUGAUGGACCACGUCGCUGUUGGGGAUUUGCAGAGGAACUUCGCCCUUGCCAGAGAUAAGGCAGCUGAGCUCUGUGGAGGUCGAAAGCGCCACUUUGACGACAACCAGGGCAGACCCACACACAAGCGAUACCGUCGAGUUACGGUUGAUUCAUAUCGUCCUUCGGAAUAUCGGUCUUAGUAGUGUCCGUAUUAGUGCCCAGGACGCUUGAAUUUGGGUCGGGUCGGGUCGGGGAUAGGCUGUGGCUAGGGUACAUGGAACAGUUGUUUUCCUGAAGUGACUCCAUUCUCAAUGUAUUGUAAUAUGGAAUGAUUGCACUGAACUUUUUGCACUUAACAAAUACCCGCG
Molecule: messenger RNA, 1419 nt
Organism: Aspergillus melleus
Lineage: Eukaryota; Fungi; Ascomycota; Eurotiomycetes; Eurotiales; Aspergillaceae
Exons: 2
Coding region: 379-1251 (290 amino acids)
Source: RefSeq, a predicted model, not a curated record